Messenger RNA from Meyerozyma guilliermondii ATCC 6260, 1563 nucleotides. It is a transcript of the gene AVT1, whose product is annotated as Avt1p. The coding region runs from base 1 to 1563 and encodes 520 amino acids. Lineage: Eukaryota; Fungi; Ascomycota; Pichiomycetes; Serinales; Debaryomycetaceae. Gene Ontology annotation, biological process: amino acid transmembrane transport. Gene Ontology annotation, cellular component: vacuolar membrane. The record is from RefSeq and is a predicted model, not a curated record. Gene Ontology annotation, molecular function: amino acid transmembrane transporter activity. The transcript has a single exon.
AUGCCGUCGUCACGAAGACUGUCAUUUCUCAAUGCAGGAGGUCGUAACUCAAUUAGCAACUUCGCCUCGUCAUACACCAGAGCUCAGAAGUUUCUAGCGGUCGAAAGGGGCCCUUCUGAAGAAGAUCUUUCGCCUUGUACGUCUCCAGAAACACCCGCGGCCGAAGGACUGAUUUCAAUUCGACCAUCCGGACAGUCAGAAAGUGCUAUAGAUGACGAAGAAUCGUCUGUGGGCAAUCUGCCUCAUCAAUUUAAUCGAAUUGACACUUUUGACUUUCCUCAUGAUGAAACUACUACGUUGAUCAGACGACUGAGUCAUUCCAGCUCAACCAUUGCUCGCACUGGAGAGUCCACUGUACCACAAACGAUAUUCAACUCGAUGAACACAUUGAUAGGAAUUGGCAUGUUAUCUCUUCCGUUUGGAUUUAGACUUUCUGGAUGGAUCUUUGGUACGAUUAUCCUCGCAUCUAGCUCGUACAUCACAGGAAUGACUGCCAAGAUGCUCGGAAGAAUUUUAAAACGAUACCCUUCAUUGAACAGCUAUGGGGACAUUGCUGAGCAAACUGGCCACAAGUCGAGCAUAGGAAGUAAAACUGCUCAUUAUGUGGUCACAGCGAUAUUCAUUGUGGAUUUAUUGGGUGCCUUGGUGGAAUUGGUUAUUUUAUUCGGAGACUCAUUCUUUCUUUUGUACCCACAAAUUCCCAAACCAGCCUAUAAAGCAAUAUUGAUUUUGGCAAGCUUCUGCCUCUCAUUUCUCCUGCUUUCCACCCUUUCAUUUCUUAGUUUGUUGGGCCUUCUUUGCACCAACGCAUUAAUCGUCAUCCUCAUAAUUUGUGGGUUUUUCACCUCCAAUUCUCCAGGCUCCUUACUCCACCCUUCCGCUACAUCCUGGUGGCCUAAAAGUGCAAUGGAAGUAUUUAUGAGCCUUGGCAUCUUUAUGGCUCCAUGGGGUGGUCAUCCUGUGUUUCCAGAACUCUAUCGUGACAUGAGACAUCCGUUGAAGUAUCCUAAAGUGGCCAACACUUCAUUCUUUUUGGUUUUUGAUCUCAACUACUUGGUUGCGGUAGCUGGCUACCUCAUGUUUGGAUCUCAAUGUGAAGAUUCCAUCACCAAAAAUUUAAUGUCCAACGCAAAUUUCCCACUGUGGGUUACUCCAGCUAUAUGUAUACUCAUGGGUUUAUUGCCUAUUUCAAAGAUACCAUUACUUGCUAAACCAGUGGUAAACGUUUAUGAAAGCUACUUCCACUUGGGAUCUUCCACUAUUGUCGUCAAAAACGGCCAAAGAGAGGAAAACUAUUCCACUGGUCAAAUAGUUUCUCGAAUGGUCUUCUUUGCGUUCAUGUUAGCCAUGUCGCUCGUGUUCACACUGUUUGGCAAGGUUCUUGCAUUUUUGGGAAGUGCCGUGGUAUUCACCAUGUGUAUGACUUGCCCACUCUUGUUCUAUCUCGUGUUGAUGAAAGAUCAAAUCACCAGUUUCCAAAGAACAUUAUUGUAUAUUGGCGUGGCAGUGGGUUUCGUAUGUUCUGUGGUGGGUACAAUCGCAUCAAUUUCUAUUGUAACAUAA